Eruca vesicaria subsp. sativa (arugula) is the source of this 3294-nucleotide messenger RNA. The record is from the annotation of a GenBank genome assembly. Lineage: Eukaryota; Viridiplantae; Streptophyta; Magnoliopsida; Brassicales; Brassicaceae.
AAGGGUUUUAGAUUGUCGCCGCCUCCGCCGCCGCCGUCAUUCAGCGCCACCGUCCAGUGAGCAAUGAUUCGUUACAGACAUUUGAAAAAGAGGUGCAGUACUACGGUGACAGACUGUAAGAUCAGAAAAACCCUAGUAGACUGCUUCGACAGUUCCUCAAUCAUGGCGUCGUCUCCUUGUAUUCUUCCACCUCCACAGAUGAAUACAGAUUUGGAGACGCGUAAGAAAAGAAGGCUCUUUAAAGAAGAAAAUGCUAUCUUACCUGAACGUUACAGAGAUUCAUUGCCUACAUUGAACUCUCCAGACUACUUCUUGAAGCCAUCCAUUAACGAGCUGCUCCAGCGAGAAAUCGAAAGCCCUGGCUAUUGCAGCCGUGUUCCUGAUUUCACCGUUGGGAGGAUUGGUUACGGUUUCAUCAAGUUUCUUGGAACUACAGAUGUUAGAAACUUAGAGCUAGAUCAGAUUGUUAAGUUUCAAAGGCAUGAGGUGGUUGUUUAUGAUGAUGAGAGCUCCAAGCCAGCUGUUGGCGAGGGGCUUAACAAGCCUGCUGAAGUCACUCUUAUCGUUAACUUAGCUUGUGGGGAAGAGAAGGCUGACCAUGUUUCUGAUAAAUUAAAACAGAGUGCUGAAAGACAAGGAGCAACUUUCAUCGAAUUUGAUUCUGAGAAUGGUUUAUGGAAGUUUUUGGUUCCUCAUUUCAGUAGAUUUGGAUUGAGUGAUGAUGAGGCAGAAGAUAUUGCUAUGAAUGAUGCCCCGGCGGGUUUGGAGAAUCAUGUAGGACUGAAUGGUGGUGACCUGGUGGUGGCUGGCAUUGAUGAAGACCAUCAGAUGGAGACUUCUGAGCCUGAGCUUUCUCAUUCUCUUCCGGCUCAUCUUGGACUUGAUCCUGAAAAGAUGAAAGAGAUGAGAAUGCUGAUGUUUCCUAAUGAAGAUGAUCUUGACGAAAGUGAGGAUUUAGGAGAUCAAACUUCCUUCCACAUGACAUCGUUGACUAAACGAAACGCAAGACCUUCACAGAAAAAUUCUCAAAGAAAAAUACGUCAAGUUACUCCACCGUUCGUGCGGAAAACGCCACUUGCUUUGCUGGAGUAUAACCCUGGUAAUGAUAAAAGUUCCCCAGGCAGUAUCCUGAUGGUCCAACAAAAUAAGAACCUGCCAGUCAGAAAGUCGAAAAUGGGAGGUUUCGAGCUGGACAUCAGCCAUGAGACACCAGUAACUGAUAACUAUUCCCGCAACGUUGUAGAUGCAGCCUUAUUCAUGGGAAGGUCGUUCCGAGCAGGUUGGGGCCCAAAUGGCGUCCUUCUUCACACUGGUAAUUCAAUAGGCAGUUCUAGUUCCCAGAGAGUAUUGUCUUCUGUGGUCAAUGUAGAUAAGAUAGCAAUUGAUAAAGUGGUUCGGGAUAAAAAGGAAAAAGUUCAGAAAGAACUUACUGACUCUGCAUUUGAGACUCCCUUAAGUCUCCACAAGGAAUUGGAUCAUGACGAAAAAGAAGUCAGGUUUGGCUCUUUCAGUCUUAGACUUCAGAGAGUUGUCACUGACCGCGUGGUUCUUACUGAUAUCUGCCGAAGCUAUAUUGAAAUAAUCGAGAAACAGCUGGAGUUUGAUGGGUUGUCAACCUCUGCAAAGCUCUUUUCAAAUCACCAAGUCAUGGUGUGGGAACUCAUAAAAGUUCUCUUUUCUGAGAGACAGAGUACUGAACGUUCGAAUUAUGCGGCUUCUGAUAAUGAGGAGGACAUGAUGCAAGAUGUCAUAGAAGAGUCUGCCGAAGUUGAUACAGAAGCUCUUCCACUUAUCCGAAGAGCAGAAUUCAGUUGCUGGCUCCAAGAAUGUGUCAGUCACCGUGUACAAGAAGACGUGAGUGAUCUAAAUGGUUCUGACUACCUUAAGCACUUGUUCUUUCUUCUAACUGGACGAGAGCUUGAUUCAGCUGUGGAACUUGCCAUAUCUAAGGGAGAUGUUAGACUUGCUUCUUUGUUGAGCCAGGCUGGUGGAUCAACUGUAAACCGCGAUGAUAUCAUGCAGCAGCUUCAUAUUUGGGGAAGGAAUGGGCUGGAUUUUAAGUACAUUGAGAAGGAUAGGAUCAAGCUUUACGAAUUGCUUGCUGGUAAUAUCCACGAUGCCUUACAAGAUUUUACAAUUGACUGGAAGAGAUUCCUAGGGUUGUUAAUGUGGCAUCAUCUGCCUCCCGAUAGUUCAUUGCCUGUCAUCUUCAGAAAUUAUCAGCUCCUACUAGAUCAGGGAAAAGCUCCGUGGCCAGUCCCAAUAUAUAUUGACGAAGGACCAGCAGAUGGCAUUGCAAGCAACACCAAUCAUUCUGACCUCUUGUAUUAUCUUAUGCUUCUGCACCGCGGAGAAGAGAAAGAAAUUAGUUAUCUGAAGACUAUGUUUAGUGCCUUCUCUUCAACUGACGACCCGCUUGACUAUCAUAUGAUCUGGCACCAGCGAGGAAUCUUAGAAGCAGUUGGAGCUUUCACUUCAGAUGACCUUCAUGCUCUCGAUAUGGGAUUUGUUGCACAGCUUCUCUCUCAGGGCCUUUGUCAUUGGGCUAUCUACGUUGUUCUUCACAUACCCUACCGAAAAGACCGUCCAUAUCUACACUUCAUUGUCAUUCGGGAAAUCUUGUUUCAGUUCUGUGAAACUUGGAGUUCUGCUGAAUCACAGCGUCAAUUUAUCAAGGACUUGGGUAUCCCUUCUGAAUGGAUGCACGAAGCUCUGGCAGUUUAUUACAAUUACCAUGGAGAUUUCGUAAAGGCUCUUGACCACUUUAUCGAAUGCGCAAACUGGCAAAAAGCUCAUUCCAUUUUUAUGACAUCAGUUGCUCAUUCAUUGUUUUUGUCAGCGAACCAUUCAGAAAUAUGGAGAAUUGCUACUUCAAUGGACGACCGCAAGUCUGAGAUUGAAAACUGGGACUUGGGUGCUGGGAUUUACAUGUCAUUUUAUUUACUAAAGAGUUCACUAGAAGAAGAUGCUGAUACAAUGCUAGAACUGGAUUCCCCUGAGAGCAGAAACGAGUCGUGCAGAAGUUUUGUUGGUCGUUUAAACGAGUCAUUGGCUGUUUGGGGUGAUAGAUUACCGGUUGAAGCCAGAGUCGCAUACACAAAGAUGGCAGAGGAAAUCUGCGAGUUGCUUCUGUCAGGUCUGAGUGUGUAUCCAGAUAGAGAGUCUCAGCUAAGCUGUUUUAUGACAGCCUUCAAAGCUCCUUUACCAGAAGAUGUAAGAUCAUCACAUCUGCAAGAUGCUGUCUCUCUCUUCUCCCUAUAUCUUUCAGAGACAGGCCACCAAACAUCAGCUUAG